AUGACUUCCAAGCCUGUUCCAUUACCGCGUUUAAAAGCGCUUAACAAACCUUUCGUGUCUCGCAUGUCAACGAGCGAAGAAGUUCGAAGUCGUCGAAAGGAAUACACGAAAAAAUGCGACUUUAAAUUCUUCAUAGCGACAUGGAACGUUGGCAGUGUCGAUCCGCAAGAAGUUUCAUUGCGAGAAUGGUUGAAAACUGUCGAAGACACGCCCGAUUUUUACGUUAUCGGGUUGCAAGAAGUUGAUAUGGAUGCCGAGACGAUCCUUUGGGGCGAAACCAAAGUCAUCCAAUCGUGGGUUGAUCGAAUUUCGGAAGCAAUAAAUGACACGGGGGACUAUGAAGAGUUGCAAAGUGUGAGAUUUGUCGGGAUGCAGUUGACAGUAAUGAUAAAAAAGAUGCUGAAAGGAGCAAUUAGCGAAUGUAUGACAGCGAUGGUAGCAAGAGGAGCCUUGAAUGUGUACGGAAACAAAGGAGGAAUUGGAAUAAGUUUUUGUUUUAACGAAAAUUUGUUUUGUUUCGUGAAUUCACAUUUUGCUGCCCAUCAGCACGAAUACGAGAAACGAAAUGAGGAUUUUCAGGAAAUUACGAACAAAAUGGUGUUUCUCGAGGAAGGAUGUAAAACGCGACGGAUCUUAUCGCAUGAUCACAUUUUCUGGCUCGGCGAUCUCAAUUAUCGUGUCGAAGUGAAGGAAUUUCCCGACGAUAAAUAUCGUUACAAAGAUUUUACGUCGCAAGAUCAACUCGCAAUCGCCCGACGUGACGGCAAAGCCUUUGUAGACUAUCAGGAAGGUCAAAUCCGCUUCAAGCCAACGUACAAAUUCAAGGAUAAAGUUAACUACGAUAAAGCUCGUGUUCCCUCGUGGUGUGACAGGAUAUUAUGGAAGAGCGAUAAAGUGUUUCAGACACUUUACGAUUCAAUUCCUUCCGUUUGUUACAGCGAUCAUAAGCCGGUAUUUGCGUAUUUUUUAGUUUCAUUGGAUACGGCGGAUCAGGAGCUACUGAAAAAGGUUGUUGGCGAAGUUUUACGCUCGAAUGACAAACGAGAGAAUGAUUUGGUGCCUAUGCUGAAAGUUCAUCCAAAGGACAUCAAUUUUGGCGUUGUGAAAAUUAACGAUACAGUCGCUGCGACACUCGAAUUGGUCAAUACGGGAUUUAUUCCGGUUGUUUUUCAACUGAAAAAUAAAUCUAACGAAACAAAAGAUUCCUUACCCACGUGGUUGACAGUUUCGCAUCUCACGAACUGCAUUCCGCCGGGACAGAGAUUUCUUCUUACCUUCACCGCUAAAGUUGAUCAUUUGCUCGCCGAUAUUUUGAUGAAAAAGUACAAAAAUAAUUUCGCCAUUCGAAAAAUUCCCGUGGAUAUUGUAAUAAUGCAUGUCGUUCAAGGAAGCGAUAUUUUUCUGACGAUUUAUUUCGAACUUUUACCUUCGUGUUUCGGUGCAACGUUCGAACAAAUGUGCAAAACUCCAAAACCUUUGGGAAAAGUUCGAAUAAACGAGAUGCAAGACAUCGAAGAGGAACAAGUAACAUUACGUCGCAAUCUCAUAAUCAGCGGAAUAACGCCCGAAAUCCCAAAUAUCAACAGAAAAAUUCCCAUGGAAAUUUUUCGUUUGGUUGAUUUUUUGUAUCGUCAACAACGGGACACGAGAAAACUCUUUUUGGUCAAUAAAACGGAGAAAACUUCGGAAUUUGAUGACAUUGGAAUUAACAUUGUAAGGGAUUAUUUGGAUAAUUGGGGCGUUGGAUCGUUUCCGGGAAGUGUUAAAGCAGCAUUUGGAACGUUACUGAAGAUUUUGGAAAUGUCGCCGACGCCUUUGCUUCCGAUAAGUGAUCGGGAUAUUACAACUGUUAUUACCGCAAAUCGAUAUGAUUUGGCACAAGAACUGAUAAUGCAGAAAGUUUGUCCUUUGAAUCGACGAAUCUUUUUGUAUUUGUGUCUUUUUGUUCAAGAAAUGCGAAAUGGAUUGCCUAAUGAUAAAUCGACAGACUUGAAUAUUGCUCUAAUUUUCGCUCGCGUCAUGAUUCGCGAUGAAAAUCAAACGGGAGCUUUGGUUACAGCAAAUGCUCUCACGUAUAACCUGAGUUUCCUCGAGAGAAAACGGAAAUUUUUGUUGCAAUUCUUCACGACUCCGACACCCAUGUGUUGGGUCCAAAAAGAAUUGUUCAAACCGUGA
Molecule: messenger RNA, 2175 nt
Organism: Culicoides brevitarsis
Lineage: Eukaryota; Metazoa; Arthropoda; Insecta; Diptera; Ceratopogonidae
Product: inositol polyphosphate 5-phosphatase OCRL-like
Exons: 4
Coding region: 1-2175 (724 amino acids)
Biological process (GO): phosphatidylinositol dephosphorylation
Cellular component (GO): membrane
Molecular function (GO): phosphatidylinositol-4,5-bisphosphate 5-phosphatase activity
Source: RefSeq, a predicted model, not a curated record